Molecule: messenger RNA, 3205 nt
Organism: Myotis davidii
Lineage: Eukaryota; Metazoa; Chordata; Mammalia; Chiroptera; Vespertilionidae
Gene: KHSRP
Product: KH-type splicing regulatory protein
Exons: 19
Coding region: 1-2001 (666 amino acids)
Biological process (GO): regulation of DNA-templated transcription
Cellular component (GO): cytoplasm; nucleus
Molecular function (GO): mRNA binding
Source: RefSeq, a predicted model, not a curated record
AUGGAGAUCGCAGCCAAAAUUGGAGGCGAUGCUGCUACAACAGUGAAUAACAGCACUCCUGACUUCGGUUUUGGGGGCCAAAAGAGGCAAUUGGAAGAUGGAGACCAACCGGAGAGCAAGAAACUGGCCUCUCAGGGAGACUCCAUCAGUUCUCAACUUGGACCCAUCCAUCCUCCCCCCAGGACUUCAAUGACAGAGGAGUACAGGGUCCCAGACGGCAUGGUAGGACUAAUCAUUGGCAGAGGAGGUGAACAGAUUAAUAAAAUCCAGCAAGAUUCAGGCUGCAAAGUCCAGAUCUCUCCAGACAGUGGUGGCCUCCCUGAGCGCAGUGUGUCCUUGACAGGAGCCCCAGAAUCUGUCCAGAAAGCAAAGAUGAUGCUGGAUGACAUUGUCUCUCGGGGUCGUGGGGGACCCCCAGGACAGUUCCAUGACAACUCCAAUGGGGGCCAGAAUGGCACAGUGCAGGAGAUUAUGAUCCCCGCGGGGAAGGCUGGCCUUGUCAUCGGGAAAGGCGGGGAGACCAUUAAACAGCUACAGGAACGUGCUGGAGUAAAGAUGAUUUUAAUUCAAGAUGGUUCCCAGAAUACAAAUGUUGACAAGCCCCUUCGGAUCAUUGGAGAUCCUUACAAAGUGCAGCAAGCCUGUGAGAUGGUGAUGGACAUCCUUCGGGAGCGUGACCAGGGCGGCUUUGGGGACCGGAAUGAGUAUGGAUCCCGGAUUGGCGGGGGAAUUGAUGUGCCAGUGCCUAGGCAUUCUGUUGGCGUGGUUAUUGGCCGGAGCGGAGAGAUGAUUAAGAAGAUCCAGAAUGAUGCUGGUGUGCGGAUCCAGUUUAAACAAGAUGAUGGGACAGGUCCUGAGAAGAUAGCUCACAUAAUGGGGCCCCCAGACCGGUGCGAGCAUGCGGCGCGGAUUAUCAAUGACCUCCUCCAGAGCCUUAGGAGUGGUCCCCCAGGUCCUCCAGGGGGUCCUGGCAUGCCCCCAGGGGGCCGUGGCCGAGGAAGGGGUCAAGGCAACUGGGGCCCGCCUGGUGGGGAGAUGACCUUCUCCAUCCCCACUCACAAGUGUGGGCUAGUCAUCGGCCGAGGUGGCGAGAACGUGAAAGCCAUAAACCAGCAGACGGGCGCCUUCGUAGAGAUCUCCCGGCAAUUGCCGCCCAAUGGGGACCCCAACUUUAAACUGUUUAUUAUCCGGGGCUCGCCCCAGCAGAUUGAUCACGCCAAGCAGCUCAUCGAGGAGAAGAUUGAGGGUCCCCUCUGUCCAGUUGGACCAGGCCCAGGAGGACCAGGCCCUGCCGGCCCCAUGGGACCCUUCAAUCCUGGGCCCUUCAAUCAGGGGCCACCAGGGGCUCCCCCUCAUGCUGGGGGUCCCCCUCCUCACCAGUACCCACCCCAGGGCUGGGGCAAUACCUACCCCCAGUGGCAACCACCUGCUCCUCAUGACCCGAAUAAAGCCGCUGCAGCCGCCGCAGACCCCAACGCAGCCUGGGCUGCCUACUACUCACACUACUACCAGCAGCCCCCAGGCCCCGUGCCCGGCCCCGCACCUGCACCCGCAGCUCCACCUGCCCAGGGCGAGCCCCCUCAGCCCCCACCUGCUGGCCAGUCAGACUACACUAAGGCCUGGGAAGAGUAUUACAAAAAGAUCGGCCAGCAGCCCCAGCAGCCUGGAGCUCCCCCACAGCAGGACUACACAAAGGCCUGGGAGGAGUACUACAAGAAGCAAGCUCAAGUGGCCACUGGAGGGGGUCCAGGAGCUCCCCCAGGCUCCCAGCCGGACUAUAGUGCCGCCUGGGCUGAAUACUACCGACAGCAAGCCGCUUACUACGGACAGACCCCAGGUCCUGGUGGCCCCCAGCCUCCACCCACACAACAGGGACAGCAGCAGGCAAGUGGGAAUUGCCACCCUCCUCCUCCUCCUUUUUCCUUCCAACCCCCAGCCACCGUCCAUCCUGCCUUAGUGGGUAGCGCCGGAAAUCCCUUCCCCUGCGGGGUGUGUCCUUGAUGCCUGCAGCGGGGGCCGUGUGGCUGGAGGUCUCCGGGAGUCCCCAUGAGCCAGGGGAAGUGUGCGCUGGGUCCAGAGGUUAAAGAAGAGGCCUCCCUCCGCCGGCUCGCUUGUUCCUGUGUAAUGCUGUCGUGAUGCUGGGGGCGAGUGCGAGACAGAUAAAAGGUGGAACUGUUGAACUGGUGGGUAGUCCUGGGGGUGGGGGCAGCCCGGGCACUGCACUUUGGUCACCAUCCUGGCUGCUAACUCAAAAUCUGGCCACUUGGGAAGAAAAUGGAUAUUUUUUCCCCUCUGCAUUACUUUUUUGGCUUUUGUUCUUUUUGUUUUUAAACCCAUGGUCUUCUCCCCGACGGUGUCCAAGUGACUGUUUGCAGGCAGCCCCAGUGUGGGGUGGCCCUGGCUCCGGCAGGGAUGCAGGAAGCCUGCAAAGGGGCUCGGCCCCUUGGGCUCAGCCUCUGCUGUCACGCCCGUGUCUGUGUCCCGGUCUUGUCUGUGAAGUGGGCAUGAUGAUCGCUGCCACGUUCCAACCUACCUCACAGGGGUGUUGUGGGGACACCGUGAUCUCUGAGAUUGUUCAUGUUGUGAUGCGCCGGGAGCCACCCACCACCUUCUCCCUUGCAGACCCUGACUUCGCUUCUCUUUCUCCCGCGGCCCCUGCUUCUCUCCUUCUUGCCUUUGUGUCGCUCUUUCUCCUCCUCCAUCAAGGAGCCAGUCUGACUUCAGCUGAGUCCCUGGAGCACUUGACUAGACAGUUACAGACACAUCCUGCUAGCCAUUGGCUUGGGAGAGGGGCUUCCUGGCCCCCUCCGUACUAUCCCCCAGUCUUCCGCCUCUGCCUCCCCCUCCCCGUAGUGACCAAUUCCUAUCUCUUCCCUCUCCGCAGGCUCAAUGAAUCGAAUGAAUGUGAACUUCUUCAUCUGUGAAAAUUCUUUUAUUAUUUGUUCUGUUUGGGGCUUAUUUUCUGGUUUUUGCUUCUUUUUUUUUUCCCUCCAUUUGUUAGGCGAGAGAGCGAUGGCUGACAUGGGGGUAGGGUGCAGGGGAGCCCUCUCUGAGUGGCUUGGAGGUCAUGCCCGGCUCUCACUCUCUCGCCCAUUCUGUGUCUCACAUUCUUUCUUUUUCUUUCAAAACUGGGAUCCUUCAUGUUGAGCCAGCCAUAGAAGAUAGCGAGAAUUAAAUCUCUGCCAAAAAAAAAAAUUUUCUUUAA